Molecule: messenger RNA, 1629 nt
Organism: Striga hermonthica
Lineage: Eukaryota; Viridiplantae; Streptophyta; Magnoliopsida; Lamiales; Orobanchaceae
Source: the annotation of a GenBank genome assembly
AUGGCAGCGAUGUCUACGGCGGGUUCUGGCCUGGCUUAUCCGGAGAGAUUCUACGCGGCGGCAGCCUACGCUGGUUUCGGCGGAUCCCCUAACUCUGCGGCUAAAGGCGUCACCUCUAAGUUCUCAAACGACACUGCAUUGCUCCUUUACGCCCUCUAUCAGCAGUAUUAUAAUUUAUACUCUUUUGUACAGGAGGAAGAUCCAGGAUGGUAUUCAAGAGUAUCAAACUUUGUUCCUGAGCCUGUCCGCGAUGUAGAAAUGAAUCAUAGCCCUAAAAUAGUGGCAGCCUCUGAGAAUGGAAACAAUAUCCUAGAGGUGAAAACUCUUCCAACUCAAAAUGGCAACCCUUCUGAAACACAGGAUAAAGAUGUUGUAUUGGAGGGCCUUGGAGUAGUUGGUGUAUAUGACCAGUGGGUUGGACCUCCAAUAUCUGGCCCAUGUCCAAAAGCCAGAUACGAGCAUGGAGCAGCAGUUAUUGAUGAUAAGAUGUACAUAUUUGGUGGAAACCACAACGGUCGUUACCUAAGUGAUCUCCAGGUUCUGAAUAUGAGAAGUUGGACUUGGUCCAAAGUUGAAAUUCAGGCAGGGACAACGCCUUGUGCCGGCCAUUCAUUGAUACCGUGGGAUGGGAAGCUUCUUUCAGUUGCUGGACAUACAAAGGAUCCUUCUGAAACUUUGCAAGUGAAGGUGUUUGAUCCGCAAACUUGUACUUGGUCCAAGUUGAAGACUUAUGGAAAGCCUCCGGUCUCUCGUGGAGGGCAGUCAGUGACCCUUGUGGGAAUGACACUGGUCAUAUUUGGUGGACAGGAUGCAAAGAGAUCUCUUUUAAAUGACCUGCACAUUCUGGACUUGGAUAGCAUGACUUGGGAUGAAAUGGAGAUGGUGGGGGUUCCGCCUUCUCCAAGAUCUGAUCACACUGCAGCAGUACAUGCAGAUCGUUACCUUCUUAUUUUUGGUGGGGGCUCCCAUGCAACUUGCUUUAACGACCUUCACGUUCUUGAUCUUCAAACUAUGGAAUGGUCAAGACCAACGCAGCAGGGUGAGAUACCUAGUCCACGUGCUGGCCAUGCCGGUGUUACUAUUGGAGACACUUGGUUCAUUGUUGGCGGAGGGGACAAUAAGAGUGGAGUCUCAGAGACUGUUGCCCUCAAUAUGUCCACAUUGGUCUGGUCAGUUGUAACUACUGUCCAAGGGCGUGUUCCCCUUGCUAGUGAGGGUUCGAGCUUAGUCGUUAGCUCUUACAGUGGUGAAGAUAUCCUGGUCUCAUUCGGUGGAUACAAUGGGAGGUACAACAAUGAGAACAAAUUACAAACAGAACAAAUUUCGGAUGUGCGCUUGAUCCCACUUGGGUGUCUUCUCGCGCGAGCGCUGGUUCCGCCUCAAGAUGUUAAGUAUUGGGCUUUCGCCUUGAUUAUGUUGCGCCUGUUGUCGUCAGACAACAAAUUCUUAUUAGGGUUUUGUGUGUCUGGGUUUGGACUUGUCGGAGCGUGGGGACCACGGGGCGGGUCUGAGAUAGCAGAGGUCUGUCGGUGUCGGCGGUUUGCUAAGCUUGCGAAGUUUUGGAGAGGAGAUGGGUUUGCUGCUGGGAAUGAUGGGUUUGCUGCUGGGAAUGAUGGGAGGGUGAAGUGA